This is a messenger RNA of Lolium perenne, 1062 nucleotides long. NCBI's taxonomy places the organism in Eukaryota, Viridiplantae, Streptophyta, Magnoliopsida, Poales, Poaceae. The record is from RefSeq and is a predicted model, not a curated record.
UUUCCUCAUAAUCGCAACCCAUACCGGCAAGGACCACAGUGGGUUCAUCUCCCCGAGAUCCGAUUACGGUGGCUGCUACCGUACACCGCUGAUAAUGGAUCGGUAACGCCACUAGGAUAUGGGGGAGAGUUCGAGCAAUAAGCGGCUUCCACUGCCAGAGGACGCCAGCAUCCUCACCGAGGACCUCGUCAUCGAGAUCCUCUCCCGGCUACCCUAUAGCUCGCUCUGCCGCUUCAAGUGUGUGUCCAAAUCUUGGCUAGUCCUCUGCUCCGACCCUGAAAUCCGUAAGAAGUCUACCCAGACACUGUCCGGGUUCUUUUACAUGAGCAUAUCACCCACAUACACUCGCCAGUUCACUAAUUUGUCUGGGAGGGGCCAGCCGAUGGUUGAGCCAUCUUUCCCCAUCUUGCCCAACCUUCCAGAAGUCAGAUUCGUGGACUGCAGCAAUGGUCUCCUGUUGUGCCUCGACAUCAUCUCUCCUUCACCAGGUCAGAAUAUAUUGGAGAUGGAAAUCUAUUAUAUUGUGUGCAAUCCCGCAACACAUGAGUGGGUCAUGUUGCCAAAUAUAAUAGAAAGGCGUGGAAUCUACAACAGGCGUUUGGGAUUCGACCCCACCGUGUCCCCCCACUUCACCGUGUUUCUGAUCGUCUGCAAAGAUUAUUAUCAUAAUGAUCCGGUCAUAGGAGUUGAGAUAUACUCGUCGGAGACCGGAGUGUGGACCUACAAGGAGAGCGAGUGGGAUAAUGGCACUGUGGUGGGUAAUACUUCCAAAAGUGUAUUCUUCGAUGGAGUUAUGCACUUCACCACUUCUGGUUCAUCGCUGGUCACGGUGGACAAGGAAGGGAAGACCUGGAGGAAAAUCCCUACACCGUACCAAACACUCCACACUUACAUCGGGGUUUCUCAGGGGCACUUGUAUUCCGCGUGUUAGAUGUAUAUAUCUGUAUUUUGUAGUUUCCUCAUAUGUUAGGGGGCUUUCUGCAUAUGUGCACCUGUACAUGUACUAUAUAUUGUGGCCUUUGACCCCCUGGUAAUACAACAAGCAUAUUGCCCUAACAUGGU